Puccinia graminis f. sp. tritici CRL 75-36-700-3 is the source of this 8519-nucleotide messenger RNA. RefSeq lists its product as uncharacterized. Gene Ontology annotation, molecular function: guanyl-nucleotide exchange factor activity; small GTPase binding. The coding region runs from base 276 to 8021 and encodes 2581 amino acids. Gene Ontology annotation, cellular component: plasma membrane; cytoplasm. The transcript is spliced from 17 exons. The record is from RefSeq and is a predicted model, not a curated record. Gene Ontology annotation, biological process: small GTPase-mediated signal transduction. Lineage: Eukaryota; Fungi; Basidiomycota; Pucciniomycetes; Pucciniales; Pucciniaceae.
ACGUAAUCAGUCUCCCGUGAACUCUAAUAAAGAAAUCAAGAAAUUUGAAAAUCGCCGUAAACUCAGUCAGCCAUCAGUCUUCAAGUCUCCUGGCGUGAAAAAAAAAAAAAAAAGAAAAAAGAAAAGCCGAAGAAAAGGCCGAUGAGAGGAAGAAAAGAAGAACGAACAACUGCUGCUACUAACGAACCAACAAGACCAACAACCCCAAACGCAAACCCAAACCAACGACUUAUCAUCAGAGGAAAACCAAAGAAGAAGAACAACAACAAUCAACCAUGAGUCAAGACCAGCAACAACAACUGCUACUACCACUCCCACUACCACCACCACUCAACAACAACUAUCCAAACCAAGAACACUCCGAACAGCAGCAACCACUCUCAUUCUCCGGAAGAUGGAUCCCACUCCCCAAGAUCCUCUACGGCACCACCAUCUACCCAUUCAACCCAAUCCAGAUCGACCCCAGGAAGGUGGACAUCAAGGGAAAGGGAAAACAACCCACCGAAGAGCCCUCCCAGGAUAACCUCCCAAACCUAGUCCCUGCCAAUCCAAACCAGGUCCCAUUGGACGUCGGUGAUGAAUGCUACGUCUUCGAGCAGUAUCUACCUGCAUCCCAUCCCAUCGACCCUUCCUCGAUCUGGUACAGAGGCUAUGUCGUCACCAUCUCCCAUCAACCCUCCUCACUCUCAAACCUACCCGUCUCUCAACUCAACCGAGCCGACUCUCAACCAUUCGAAUCCACAACCAACAACACCGAUCACUUUCACUCCCCCGCCCAUCUUCCAGAUGAACCUCAAGUCUUCCUCGGCAUCUUCCCCGCCUCCCAUCUCCAGAUCAGGGAACAUCUCGACGACUCAUCCCAUCGAUCAGACCGCUCCCUCGCUCAGAUUCGUGCCGCCAGCGCUGCUCAUCUCCACUCCAUCCAGGGCCAAUCGAAUAACAGCAACAAUGCUCACCUGCUCAGGUCGUUCAGCAAGGAUUCCGGUCCGAUGGAGCCUCUGCCGGAGGAAGACGAAUCCGAUCUCAUCACCACCCCACUCAACCAACAUCCAUCCCAGAAGGCCAACGAACCUCCCGAUCAUGAGAAACUCUCGACCCCCUUACCAUCCCUCAAGGCCGGCGACGAGACCGUCUCGGGUCGCGAUGAACCCCUGAUCGACGAAAUCGCCUGUGCACUCAGGGAGUGGUAUACCCUCCUCUUCGUCCAUCUCCAUCGACGGCGCUACCAACUCUUCCAUCUCAUGAAGCUACAGAUCGAAGCCCUUCACAUGGGAAGGCGUCAACUCCUAGCCCAGACCUUGAGCACCGAGGAGGCUGCCAAACUCAGACGCGAUCUCGUCAACCGACUCGUCUAUGGCAAUUACAUCCAACAUCUCGAUAUCAUCGUCCGUCACCCUGAUUACGGUGCGCUCGUCGAUAGCGAAGUCGAAAUCGAGGCUGUUGAUUCGAGGUCAUGGAUGUCGAUCAUCAGAAUGUAUGUCUACCAGGUCAAACUCGCCUAUCUCAGCCCGGCACUCAACUCUCCCACCGGAGCUCAAGCGAUCCUCCAUCUAGCCGAACCCAGUGGCUCCAAUGCACUCUCCUCCAUCAGCGCCAACAACCAGUCCAAACUCUGUGAACCCAAUCAGAUCCCCUUGAACGCACACCUCCCUAGCCUACGCAAUACCAGAUCCAACGGCCCCACCUCAGUCGACAUGCUCACCUCACCACAUGGAACUAGGGCUCAGAACUGUUCUGGAAGCGGCUAUCGACCCAAGUUUUAUCACAUGAUGCUUGAGAUCAAAUCCUUUUUGGCUAGUCCGUGUGUCGAGGGGGAGAUGAUGGAGCUCUACUUUUCACUCUACAAUAAGAGUGAGAGUAGGUUUCUCACCGAAGAGUUUUGCAUCAUCCUCAACCAUAUGGGCUUGCCUCAGAACUCAAACCCUGUGCAAUCGAGGCACCUCCAACAUAUGUCGACAUCUUAUACUAGCAACCCCGGCGGUGAAAGUCAUCUAGGCGUUGGUCAAGAUCAGAAGGCGAAUCCUAACGAACUGAUCUCACUUCGAACGAUGUUCAAGGACAUCAGCCCACACGACGUCCAGGAUUCGAUCUUCUUAGUCUGUCGACUAGUCAAGAAUGGCGCAAUGAAGACGGCCGCCGGGCAUUCUAACCAUACCGCCACCAUUCAAACCAUGCAAGAGACCUCUCACACCUUGAGCGUCAGCCCCUCAGGAUAUGAACCCGACUUCAAUUCGCUCAGGAAUUCCUUUGACGUCACUAGUUCCGACGCGCCCACCCUAAGACAGAUUGGCCAGCCUAGAGAGGCCCAUGGGAUGACGUUCACCAGUCUCAAAUCGGGUUCUCAAUCUGUCCGACGACCGUAUGGAUGUGCCGUUGUGGAGCUCGCUCAAUUCUCCUCUCAAAGUAGUCAGAUGCUCUUCGGCAAUACUCCCAACUCUGCAGGAAUGUCUCGACUGACCAGCCAGACUACCGCCACGCCAUCGAACGUCUUUGAGCCACCCACCAGUCGGUACACCAUGAACAUCUUCUCACCCGUCAGUGAAGCCAGUUUCCCAACCUUACACGAAGAUAUUAUCGCCUCUCGAACCAAGGAAUUCUUUGGAAGUGGUAACCUCACCUCUAACGGACCCGGGCAUAACACUAGCAGUAACAAAAAUCAUCAACCCCCUCAAGGUCUGGGCCCUAAGAAUGAGGCGAUCGAAAUUCAAAUGAAGACUUACUACGGUGAUACAAAUACAAUCCUCAAGGAGAACAGCUCAAUGCUCAGCGAUGUUCCAGUGACCUCUAGAUUGGGCUUUCCAGACGUAGUCUAUCCGGAUGACUCACGGAACGAAAUCUACAUCAAGUUAUGGUCCGGCGAUUUCUCUAACCUCAGUGUUGGCGCUUCCAAAAUGAUCUCCGCAUCCGGCUCGGGUAAGAACAUCGAGGUUGCUGCCGAAUUGAGGACCAAUACUGGUCAGCUACUCGAGCGGAUGAUUUCUCGUGGCUCUGGAGAACCUAAAGUAACCCGGUACAACUCGAUGGUCUACCGUAAUAACCAGACCCCUACUUGGGGUGAGCUGAUGAAAUUGGAUAUCAGCUCAGAGACCAUCGAAAUCUGUCAUCUGUUCUUCACCUUCCGUAACCGGCAGGAGAAAUCAACCCGAAACAACAACGGUCAAACACAGAUGGACAAACCGUUUGCCUUUGCCUACUUACCGCUGUUCUCAUCCAACCGUACGUUCAUACCGGAUGGCGAGCACAGCCUGAUACUGUUCAAGUAUGACGAACAAAGCGCUAUGCCUGAAGUUUAUUGCCGCGUACGACCGACCGUUAUUCCUGGACAAGCAAUGCCGGAAAUAACUCCUGCACUCUCCAAGCUAUUGAUUCCACUUAAGGACAGCUUCAUCGUCCGAUCGUUCCUGUGCUCAACCCUCCACACUCAAGACGAAGUCCUGCUCAGGUUGAUGAAGUGGAACACUCUACUAGAUGACCCCGAUGGAUUGAGGCAGACGCUCACCAAGCUCAAGUUUGCCUCCGAAGUUGAAAUCUGCAAAUUUCUGCGGAACAUUUUUGAUGCCUUGUUUGGUGUCUUGGUCUCCCGUGCCAAUGCGGAAACCAAAGAGUACGAGGAACUUGUCUUUAAUGCCCUCGUGACCCUGCUUGGAAUCGUCUCCGAUCGUCGCUUUACCAACUUCAAACCGGUAGUCGACCUCUACAUCGAUCAUCACUUCUCCUCUACAACCGCCUCGACUCAUCUGUUACAAUCCUUCCAAAACUUGCUAAUUAAUCCAACCUCACCCGAAAACGCUCACCCCUUGAGAUGCUCCAUCAAGGUUUGGGGUUAUCUGAUGAGGUUCAUUGUUCGGUCGAGGGAGCUACAGAGAAUCAAAGAAUUGAAUGCACCAUCCAGUGGACUGAUGUGCGAUGCAGUAGAAUCAAAGUUCAAAGUUGACAUUAGCACGUUGCUCGGUCGAAUCAAUAACCUCAUGACCACUGACUCGAGUUCGAUCAUCGGCACUCAAACCUUGGCUGUCCAACACUUCGCAAGUCUGAUGACUGAACUAGCCAAGGUCUUCACCCCACUCGAGUUGCUAGAAAAGGCGAAUGCUUUCUGCGAGUCCAUCAAGGUCACCAAAGGCAAGAUCGUGAUGUGGAAACUCUUGCUCCAGGAACAUAUCGUCAUGAGUCCCAUCUUUGACCAAGCUGAUGGAAGGCUUCAGUUGGUCCCCAAACUGACAACCUGGGUUAAGCCCCAUCUCGGCGAAUUCGAAGAUUACCUGAUGUUCAAACCCCAAGAUAACGACGUUAUUAAGCAUUCAGCUCGUGUGACGUGGUUGGAGGGAAUCCGGAUUGCCGUCGCCGUGAUUGCGGUAGCAUUGGACAAAUUACACGAAGUUCUGAUCGACCCUGCUGUCUGUAACGAUCCAGGAAGCCUGGCACAGGAACACGACAACAUUGAAUACUUACUCGGCUUGCUUCCCAAGUUACUUGAGUCCUUCCGAGAGUUCGAAAGCCCUGCGAACGUCGAGAUCGUCCAACGGCUGGGGACAACAGCUUCAGUCAUCAGUUCUGUCCCAAUCGUCUUUCCAGCUACCUAUCCAUUCUCUCUCUUGAAUUCGCUCCCUCCCAAACCUAAUCUCAAUCCGAGCAACUCGAUGUCCAAUCCCAACGAUCCCAAUAACAACCCAUCCGUCGGUCAACAGAACAAUCCGCCGACGGUUCAGAAUGCACUAGGAGAGAUUGCGGUGGUGAUGAUCACGAUGAUCAUGUUGGCUCCGAGUCAGAUGUUGAAGAAUCAUUUGGAACUGAUGCUCGAAGUGGAAGGGAAGAUAAACUUUGGGAAGUUCCUGUCGAAGAUCUUCAAGGCAUUUUACUCGAUCUUGAAGAACGCGUCCUUUCCGUCGAAUUGGUUGAACAUCAACGUGAUUUCUCACAAGGCGAUCUUGAAGUUACUCGAAGUAGUUUCAAAGAUCCUGCAACGGGAGUUCAUCCCCACCACCGCCAACGAGCAUGAUCAAUCAAAGGAACAGAUGAAUCUGAAACGAGCCGGGCAUGUUCGAGAAGAGCCGUCGGGAUCGGAGGAGGAGGAGCGCUUUGACUCGAACCUUUGGUCGGACUUCUUUGUCCUCAACCACGGUCUCCUCUCCUCUAAACUGCUGAUCAUCGAGGAAUAUCCGCCUCAGAAACGUAGAGUGAUCUGGAAACUUGCUGGUGAUAUUCGCGAUGAAGGAUCCAAAAUCUUUAGAGCCGCUUGGGAAUCUAUCGGGGACUUCUCGAUCACUAUCGGCUCGCAUAAUCCUGCGGAUAAUAGUCCUAAUCAGGAUUCUCAGGAUAACCCGGAUCUCAAUAAGGAAGAUACCGAUCAACUCACGGGGCCUCAGCACCAAAUCAAUGAAGUCACACGAUGCGGCGGAUAUCAAGUCCAAUUCGUCCCCGGAUUCAUCGAACCUUUGUUGGAACUUUGUUUGUCCCAUCAUGAUGAAUUGAGGAGUAAUGCGGUCAUUGUGCUGUACAGUGUGAUCGUCAGCGAAUUCAAUCUCAACCGGGAUUUUACGGUGAUAGCGGACGAGAUAAUCGACAAGCUAGACAACCUAUUAGGAAGUUCACCGAACGAAAACCUCUCGAACCAGAUGGACGAGAUGAGUCGGGCAAGCUUUGUGGGUCAGCUGCGGGCGCUCUUCGACCACUCUCCAAUCAUCGACCGGCAGGAAGAUCCUGGACAACAGGGCCAGCAGGCUGGGAUCGAACAGGCGCUGAAGACUCAGAUCGAUCUCUUCCUCGACUCGCUCACUCAGUUCUUAGACCUCCUUCUCUCCAUUCGGAACUUGCCUCCUGGCGAUGAGUUCAUCGAUGAUCGGGUCAUCGGCACACUUAAAUUAAUGUCCUUUAUUCGGAACAUCGGGCGGAGUGGGAUUUACAUCCAUUACGUCCAUAAACUCGUUAACUUUCAUGCUGCUCAUGGCAACUUUGUCGAGGCUGGGUUGGCGCUGAGAUUGCAUGCCGAUUUGCACGAAUGGGAUCUCAAUUCAAUCGUUGAUGCAAUGCCGGGAUUGUCGCUCCCUAAACAGACUGUCUUUGCUCGUAAAGAGGCACUGUAUUUUAGGAUUCUGGACUUCUUGUCCAAAGGCAAAGCCUGGGAAAGUGGGAUCCAGAUCUGUAAAGAAUUGCAAGAACAGUACGAACAUGUGUCGUUUGAUUACGAACGAUUGUCCGAAGUCUUAGCCCACCAAUCUUCCCUCUUUCUCAAGAUCGUUAAAACCGAUCGCUAUUUCAGUGAAUAUUUUCGAGUGGCCUUCUAUGGUCAAGGGUUCCCACCUAGCGUACAAAAUCGUCAAUUUGUCUAUCGAGGAUAUGAGUGGGAAAAAUACGCAGCAUUUUGUGAUCGAAUGCACAACAAGCAUCCAAAUGCGCAAAUCAUCCAAUCCGACGCGAUCUCGACGGAUGAACUGGCGUAUGCCGAAGGCCAGUAUCUACAGAUCACCAGAGUCGUUGCCGAACCUGAUCGGACGACAGUCGUCUUUAAGAAUCCCGAAGUCUCGAGCUCUGUCGUCAGCUACUAUGAACAUAACGCUACUAACACUUUCAGCCAUUCUAAACCGUUCAAUAAGGAUAACGUCGAUCCUUCAGAUACUGUUCGGAUGUGGGUCGAAAAAACUUUCUUGGUAUGUGAGGACGUGUUCCCGACGGUGUUGAAACGAUCAGAGAUCUUGGAGAUCAGAGUCUUGGAAAUCUCACCGAUCGAAAAUGCGAUAAUGAUUACUGAACAAAAGACAAGAGAAUUAGAAAGUCUUCAUCGUCGAUAUCUCGCUUUAACCAAAACUAGUGAUGCCAAAUUAAACACGAAUCCGUUAUCUAUGGCGUUGAAUAGCAUAGUCGAUACCCCUGCCAAGACUGGAAUACCUGCCUUCAGAAAUGUCUUCUUAACUCCUAAUUACUUGGAGGAACAUCCACAACAAGUCCACCCAGUUCAAAUGCUCCGCCAAGCCAUCGACCAUCAAACUACUGUGAUCAAUGCGAGUCUUCAAUUGCAUCAGUACCUCUGUCCGCCCGAAAUGAAAGCCUUCCAUGCCACACUGCAUAAAUUUUUUGUCAAGAAUUUCGCAGAAGAAAUCGGACGAUUGCCUCUCUCUUCUUCACUCAACGCUGAGCUAUUUGGAGCUCAGCCGGAAGGGUCUGAAGACACCCAGGCUGAUCUCACUCAACAGCCUGGACGGCAUGACGCAUACUCGCUCUCAAGGGGUAACUCAUUUGCAACAGGAUACGAUGGUAAUCCGAUGGUUAACAAUGGGGUUUACCAACCUAACGGACCCGCUCGACCCUCGCUAUCCUUAUCCCUAGGCGGCCUCUCGCCCCCGAUUACGAACCCCUAUGGACAGCACGACUCUCACGCCCAACCGCUUAUCAUCGGUGCCUCGCCAUCAAUCCAAACCCAAUUCCAACAAGGAUACAACUUUCCAUCCUCCUCCUCUUCUCUGAAUCCCAGUCUCAGCUUCAAUACGAUGAGCGGAGGCCAGUCGAGUGUCGGAUUAUCUCGCUCGAUGACGAUGACCUCAUCGCAUCAGAAUCCCACAGGGAACUAUCACGAGGGCCAGGUGAUGGACAAGCAGAGUGUGAUGACGGUAGGAGGAGGAGGAGGUGAAGGAUACGAGUUCCCAGGCCAGCAGAUGGAAGGAGCGAACCUGGUCCGGACGAUGAGUGGCCCCUCGAGCGGGUUUGCGGAGUCAGUCUACCAAUCCUUUAACACAAGUGUCCAUGGGAACAACCGGGUUGGAGACUUAUCAACAAGCGGAUCAUCCACACUCGUCAGUGGAUCCGGACCCACUAACUCUGGGCCUGGAAUUAAUCAGAACCCGAGCGGAUUCGGUAAACUGAUCAGGAAGGGCACCGGGACUAUCCUCUCUCAUAAUUCCGGAUCUAGUCGCGGCAGCUUCCAGCAGAAUUCUUCCAGCAUCUCUAAUCAGAAUCUGGCCGUUAAUCAGAACCCUCCUUCGGAUCGGAGAUCUAUCCUCGGCAUUCGGUUCGGUAGUCGUCAUAAAUAAUCUUUUUCUUUUAUCAAAACCCCUCCCCCCCCCCCCUCUCUCUCUCUCUCUUUUUCUUUUUUUCUUUUCGCUUGUUUUUGUCCUCGUCCUCGUUUCUUCCAUCGUUAUUUAUUUAUUUCUAUUUCUAUUUAUUUGUCUCUUAUUGGGCUCUCUCAUCUCCAUCUCCAUCUCCAUCUUUUUGUUCAUAAUUGGUGUUGAUUCAUUUUGUUUUUUUUUAUCAUCAUACGACUUCGUUUUUAGGUUUCCAUAGUUUAAUUUUUAUUUCUUCAUUUGCUUUGUCAAGAUCGUUCAUCUUAACCGUCUACAGACUCAUCCACACAUACAUGCAUACAUAGUCAUUUAUAUAUUUUCUUAUAUCAAUCUUACGCCCUCUUCAUUUGACAGACAUCGUUUCAUGCACUCUCAUAUCUUUUCUUCUCAUCCUCUCUCUUUUCCUUCUCUUUUCUUCUCGUCUUAUCUACAAAACCAAAAAUAAAAAUAAAAACAAAACAUGAAUGA